AUGUCUCUAUUUCUGGAGUAUAACAUCCCUGUAACCCUGAUGUUGCAGGCUGGCUUCCACUGCAACAUCGUCCUCGUUGACACUCGAUGGCGGGUAGGGAGCAGGGGUGCUGAAUAUUCUUAUUAUACCAUGGCUACCAAUACAUCUACUGGUUCAUCUAAAGCAAACAAAAGAAGGCACCUUUCUUCAUCAUCUGAUGAAGAAUUAUCUCAAAUAUUUCCUGAAUCUUGGCCAAGAUUCUUAGUGAUUUCAACUGUUGAUGAAAGUCCUUUAAAACUCAACCCGUUUGCGAUCUCAAAGGGCAUACAAAGUGCCUGUGGUGAGGUUAAAAAUGUAACACGUCUCCGUGGUGGAUCCAUCCUAGUAGAAUGUGCACGGAGACAACAAUCUGUCAAUCUGCUUGAUCUUCAGCAGUUUGUAAACACACAGGUUGUUGUCUCAGCGCACAAGACGCUGAACUCAAGUAGGGGCAUCGUUCGUGAUCGAGCUCGCUGUCUGUCAGACAUGACAGAAGGAGAGAUAGCAGACGAACUUCAAAAUCAAGGUGUCACCGCAGUUAAGCGGUUUACGAGAAAAACUCAAGAUGGAACCAUUGUCAAUACCCAAACCUACCUUUUUACUUUUUCUGUGACAACUCUUCCAAAGUUCAUAAAAGCUGGUUACUUUAACAUCGGAGUGGAGGUUUAUGUUCCAAAUCCACUCCGAUGUUACAAGUGUCAAAAAUUCGGUCACGGGGCCAAAACUUGCACUAACAAGGCCAGGUGUUUCCGUUGCAGUGAAACUCACGAGAGUUCAGAAUGCACAAAUGAGAUCAGGUGUGCCAACUGCAACGGGGAGCACCUAUCCUCAUCAAAAUCCUGUCCUGCUUUUGAUCGGGAAACAAAAAUUUUAAGAAUCAAACAUACUAACAACAUAUCCUACACUGAAGCUAAAAAGUUACUACUUCCAUCUCAAACACCUUCUACUAAAAGUUAUUCAGCUGCUGUCUCUUCCCCAGUGCAACUUCCCAAGGUAACUACGGUAUCCACACACUGCCAGACUUCUAUCUCCUGGUUAAAAGAUGAUAUCAUUACACUUGAGGACUCCAUUCAUAUAUCUAAGGACCUCCCACAGAUAUCAUCAUCUGCCACCCAAACUGAGACCAUUCACACCCCACCUACUGAACCAAAUGUAGCUGUAGCUGAAACACGUCAGGGCAAUGCCCAUUUAUCAAAUAAAGCGAAAAAGCAAAUGAGGAGAAAGGCCAAAACACUCCAACACUUGGAGGUGCCUUCUCCUGUGACAACCACUGUAGAGGUUCAUAAUCCGUUUGAGCCUCUGGAGAUGGACGUCACUCCCACACAACCGGUCCAUGAGAGUGGACGUACCUCCCGCUCAAGAUCCCCAGUUGAGCCGCCAUGA
Molecule: messenger RNA, 1401 nt
Organism: Haliotis rufescens (red abalone)
Lineage: Eukaryota; Metazoa; Mollusca; Gastropoda; Lepetellida; Haliotidae
Exons: 1
Coding region: 1-1401 (466 amino acids)
Molecular function (GO): zinc ion binding; nucleic acid binding
Source: RefSeq, a predicted model, not a curated record